AUGGCCAUGCAGGAGAAAUAUCCAAGUGAGAGGAUCUCUCAUGCCACCUCACCAGGUUCCAGCGUGAUUCAGAAGGGCAGUUCCCUGGGGACUGAAUGGCAGACCCCCGUUAUCUCAGAGGCCUUUCGGAGCCGCUUCAGUCGUUGUUCAAGUGUAGCCGACAGUGGGGACACAGCCAUUGGCACAUCAUGCUCAGACAUCGCAGAGGAUUUUUGCAGUUCAAGUAGCAGCCCUUCUUUCCAGCCCAUCAAAAGCCACGUAACCAUUCCAACAGCCCAUGUGAUACCUUCUACUUUGGGGACCUCUCCUGCCAAGCCAAAUUCUGCUGCCGGACCCUCUUCCAAACUUCCUUUGUCGGGGUUGGCUGAAAGUGUGGGGAUGACAAGAAAUGGAGACCUCUGUUCAAUGAAACGUUCUCCAGGCCUUUCUAGAGAUUUCAUGUAUCUUUGUGGUGCUGCUGGAGAAAACGGAGUUGAGCAGUCCUGGUUUCCAGCAGUGGGCCAUGAAAGGGAAGAAGAGGCAAGAAAGUUUGAUGUUCCCAAUAUGGAGUCUACCCUCAAUCAGUCGGCAGUGCUGGAGACACUUUAUUCAGAUCCCCACUACCGAGUCUACUUCCACAACCCGAGAACCGACACAAACAAGGAGCUAUACAAAGGGCUGCCUGAGACCAAGAAGGCACCAGGCAGCGGGGCAGUAUGUGAGCGGAAUGGACCACACCCUGGCGCCAGUGGGGUUCUUCCUUUGGGACUCCAGCCUGCUCCUGGGCUCUCCAAGCCUCUACCUUCUCAGGUAUGGCAGCCGAAUCCUGACCCUUGGCAUUCCCGCGAGCAAUCUUGUGAGCUCAGCACUUGUCGGCAGCAGCUGGAGUUGAUCCGUUUACAGAUGGAGCAAAUGCAGCUUCAGAAUGGAGCCGUCUGCCACCAUCCUGCUGGUUUUUCUCCUUCAUUGCCCACGUUAGACCCAGCACAAUGGAUCAGCAUCUUGAACAGUAAUGAACACCUUCUGAAGGAAAAGGAGCUCCUUAUUGACAAGCAGAGGAAACAUAUCUCUCAGCUGGAGCAGAAGGUACGAGAGAGUGAACUGCAAGUCCACAGUGCUCUUUUAGGCCGCCCUGCCCCCUUUGGGGAUGUCUGCUUGCUGAGGCUACAGGAAUUGCAGCGAGAGAACACUUUCUUACGUGCACAGUUUGCCCAGAAGACAGAAGCCUUGAGCAAAGAGAAGAUCGAGCUUGAAAAGAAACUCUCUGCUUCAGAAGUUGAAGUCCAGCUCAUCAGAGAGUCACUCAGAGUGGCACUGCAGAAGCACUCGGAGGAAGGGAAGAAACAGGAAGAAAGGGUCAAGGGUCGUGAUAAACAUAUUAACAAUUUGAAAAAGAAAUGUCAGAAGGAAUCCGAGCAGAACCGGGAGAAGCAGCAGCGUAUUGAGACCUUGGAGCGCUAUCUGGCUGACCUGCCCACUCUGGAAGACCAUCAGAAGCAGAGCCAGCAGCUUAAGGAUUCUGAGUUGAAGAGCACAGAGCUGCAGGAGAGAGUGAUUGAGCUGGAGAGUUUGCUGGCGGAGACCCAGGCAGCCUGCAGAGAAAAGGAAGUUCAACUGGAAAGCCUGAGACAGAGGGAAGCUGACUUCUCCUCCACCCGACAUAGCCUGCAAGAUAAGCAGUGUGUGGAAGAUGCCAGUGGAGAAGGUCCAGCUCAACAAGGACAAGGUCCCCAAGUGGAAAUGGAGUCCUGGCAGAAGGAAUGUGAUUCCCUUCGAAAGAUUGUGGAGAGGCAACAGCAGAAGAUUGAUCAGUUGCACUCACAAGUACAGAGCCUAGAGCAGGAAGUGGCUCAAGAAGAAGAAACAAGCCAGACCCUGAAAGAGGAGGCCCAAAGGAGGGAGACAGCCCUGCAGCAGCUGCACACAGCUGUGAAAGAGCUUUCAGUACAGAACCAGGACCUCAUUGAGAAGAAUCUGACGCUCCAGGAACACCUGCGACAGGCCCAAUCAGGGUCCCUAUCUUCAUCAGACACAGCCCAGCUGGCAUUUGAGCUGCACCAGGAAUUGGCCAGUUGUCUUCAAGAUCUGCAGGCUGUCUGUAGCAUUGUGACCCAGAGGGCCCAGGGCCACGAUCCCAAUCUCUCCCUGCUCCUGGGCAUUCACUCUGCACAGCACCCAGGGACUCAGCUAGAUUUUCAGAAGCCAGAUGUGAUCAGGAGGAAACUGGAAGAGGUUCAGCAGCUGCGCCGUGACAUCGAGGACUUAAGGACCACCAUGUCAGACAGAUAUGCCCAGGACAUGGGAGAAAACUGUGUCACGCAAUGA
Rangifer tarandus platyrhynchus (Svalbard reindeer) is the source of this 2304-nucleotide messenger RNA. Lineage: Eukaryota; Metazoa; Chordata; Mammalia; Artiodactyla; Cervidae. The record is from the annotation of a GenBank genome assembly.